AUGAUUUUUUCAUCGAUCAUGGGGAUUCUUUUUCAAGAACGAGGAGCAGGUCAUCAUACUAGUGUAGUAGUACUACUACUAGAAGAUGUAGAUGAUAAGAACUUGGAUAAACAAAAAAUUCAUUACGAAAUGUGUAGAGAUUUUGAUGGGUCGUUUUAUAUUAUGUGUAGUUUGAUAUUAUUGAUGAAUUAUUAGAAGAAUGUUGAAGGUAGUGUAGACAACAAUGCUACCUUUCUCGUUGGUUGUAACAACGAGUAAGUUGAAGUCGUGCUUUUAAUCGUGUGCUUUUGUAUGCUAUGAAAGAGACGACAUGGCCGAAGGGUUGUAACUGCGUUCAGCCAUCAGACAAAAGAGCAGGUGCUACACCAAGCAUACUAAACGAGUCUUUUACUCAACGAAUGCCCUUGACAAUUCGCCUAGGCAUCACAGGUGUCAAUGAGUACUUCAUUUUUCUGGCCUGACAGAUAGUCUGACUACUAGGGCAGAACUCGACCGCGAAUCGAGAACCAUAUCACCAUACCAGGGUUCCGCUCGAUGUCUCUUCCUCUUCGCACGUAAGAACUUCUUACCACUACCUAACUUUCGUGUUUUUU
Amoebophrya sp. A25 is the source of this 593-nucleotide messenger RNA. Lineage: Eukaryota; Dinophyceae; Syndiniales; Amoebophryaceae. The record is from the annotation of a GenBank genome assembly.